CAGCCCAACCAAUGUGUAACCACUUUGUCACCAGGGCUCCUGUCAUAUUGAGGAGGGAAUUUAAUUUUAACCAUCUCUUUCUGACAAGUUUUUACAAUCUACUGUGUGUGGAUGGCAAGAUUGGCAGUGCCCCAAUUGGCUAUUACUUGGACCUCUGCCCCACUUUCAGGGAUACCCUAUUAAUUUAGGUCCCGAAAUCUUUAUGUUUUGGGCCUCUCAAUGAUCUUACCUAUGUAUUUGAAAGGAUGUUUGUAAUAUUUUAUUCAGCAUAUCCAACAGAUGUUUUGUAGCAGGAUUUUAAAAAGUUUUUUCAUCUUUCAUGUUGUGAAAAAUGAAAUUACAUUCUUCCUCUAAGAAUUUAAAAUGAUGAUCUCCUGUGAUUCUUAGGCAUACAAAAAAUAGCUCAUCUUAGAAAUGAUAAGUCUGUGUCUUCUAGCCGUAAAGGUACACUAACCACGGGAUGGAACUUUUCAAGAAUUUUAUGAAUUAUGGUCAUUUAUAACGAGAUGUCUUUUCCUUUUUUCUUUACAGCACGGCUUUCAGGGCAUAAGUGCUAUACGAUUGGUUGUCCUUGCCAUUAAAAAUGCAACCAGAUGUGUUCUUGGAUGAGAUUAAGAUGAAAUCGACGGACUUCCUGACAACGAGAUACAUAGACAGCUGGGGCUUUGGAAAAGUGUCUCUGUGUUUUCACAAAAUCCAUCGAAAUGUGAUACUGAAAAACGUGUACACAGGGCCUAAGUGCAUUGAGUAUGAUGAGUCCCUCCUUGAAGAGGGGAAGAUGAUGCACAGAUUGAACCAUCAUCGGGUAGUGAAGCUCCUUGGUGUCAUCAUGGAGGAAGGCAGCUACUCUCUUGUGAUGGAGUACAUGAAGAAAGGCAAUCUGAUGCAAGUGCUGAAAUGGGAGAUCAGCAUCCCCCUCUCAGUAAAAGGAAGGAUAAUUUUGGAGACCAUCGAAGGAAUGUGCUACUUACAUGGAGAAGGGGUCAUACACAAAGAUCUGAAACCUGAAAACAUUCUUGUUGAUGAUGACUUUCACAUUAAGAUAGCUGAUUUGGGUGUUGCUUCCUUUAAAAUGUGGAGUAAGCUGACCAAAGAGGAGCGUAACGAGCAGAGGAAAAUGAACAGCGCCUCCAAGAGCAGCGGUGGGACACUCUGCUACAUGGCGCCUGAGCAUCUGAAUGAUGUCAACGUAAAGCCCACGGAGAAAUCAGAUGUAUACAGCUUUGCCAUAGUACUUUGGGCAAUUUUUGCCAACAAAGAGCCCUAUGAAAAUGCAAUCUGUGAACAGCAGUUGAUAAUAUGCAUUACAUCUGGGAACCGGCCGAAGGUGGAAGACAUCAUUGAGUACUGCCCAAAGGAGAUUAUUGCCCUUAUGAAGCAGUGCUGGGCAGCAAACCCAGAGGUUCGGCCAACAUUUGCUGGCAUUGAAGAAAACUUUAGGUCUUUUUAUUUAAAAGAGUUAGAAGAAAAUGUAGAUGCAGAUGUGAAAAGUUUAAAGAAAUGGAAUCUGGACCAAAAUGCUGUGUUCAAGAGAUUACAGUCUCUCCAAAUUGAUUGUACAGCAAUACCUCCAAGCAGAUCAAACUCAGAUAAUCUCUCCAGUCUGACUGAUAAACACCUGGACCCAGUCAGAGAGAAUCUGGGAAAGCACUGGAAAAAAUGUGCCCGUAAACUGGGCUUCACCGAACCUCAGAUUGAUGAAAUUGACCAUGACUAUGAGCGAGAUGGACUAAAAGAAAAGGUUUACCAGAUGCUCCAAAAGUGGCUUAUGAGGGAAGGCAAUAAGGGAGCCACGGUGGGAAAGCUGGCGCAUGCACUUUACCAAUGUUCACGAAUAGACAUUCUGCACUAUUUAAUAGUUGCCAGCCAGAACUAACCCAGUACAGAGCUUUGACAGCAUAAAGUAGACCCCUCCUCACUGGGUAAAGAACUCGGUGGAAAGUGUACUAUCUCAAGAGAGCUCAUAUCCUGGAGUAAAGAGGGCAGAAUUAUUUCCUCAUUGAUCCAUGUUCUGGUUCUGCAUGAAAACCAUUUUCUGUAUCUCAGAGCUGAAGAACAGGAAAAGAAAUCUGCAGCAAACAACUGAUCUUCAGGAAAAUGUAAGAAGGAAGACCAAUCAAUGCCCCAGGAACUAAUCAAAGAAGAAGCCUCAUUGAACUUGAGAUGGAAAGGAGAGAUAUUUGAGGAAGGUCAUUUUCCUUCAGUUCAUUGCUGUAAACUUCAGUUUUUCAAUUAAUUCCCUUUCUCUAUGCCUGAAGUUUUGUAAGAGCAAGAAAAAAUUAUUCAGAGACUAUGGCAACAUUCUUCUUUUAUAAACCUACUGCCAUUGAGUCAUUUCUGACUCAUAGCAACUCUUUAUAGGGUUUCUAAAGCUGUAAAUCUUUGCUGGGGCAGGUAGUCUUAUCUUUCUGCUACAGAGCAGCUGGUGGGUUUGAACCACUAGCCUUGCAGUUAGCUUACCCAAGAGCACCACCAGGGCUCCUUGGCCAUAAUCACAGGAGAGUAAAAUUCUAUGUUCUCUCUAAAUAGGCUUCUUGUAUCACAAUCAGUUUAUCUUGGACAUAGAUAGUUGACUUCAGUAUCAAAUAAAUGCUUAUCUAUUA
This is a messenger RNA of Echinops telfairi (small Madagascar hedgehog), 2603 nucleotides long. RefSeq names its product receptor interacting serine/threonine kinase 1 (gene RIPK1). The record is from RefSeq and is a predicted model, not a curated record. The transcript is spliced from 8 exons. Gene Ontology annotation, molecular function: ATP binding; JUN kinase kinase kinase activity; protein binding. Gene Ontology annotation, biological process: signal transduction; protein phosphorylation. The coding region runs from base 584 to 1876 and encodes 430 amino acids. Lineage: Eukaryota; Metazoa; Chordata; Mammalia; Afrosoricida; Tenrecidae.